AUGUCGCCGCACAAAACAAGACCAGCCAGCCUCCUAGAGCGAACCAAUCACAAGCAGCAGCUUGACCCAGCAGAGGCAAAAUUCGCGGACAUGGAGAAGACAUCAAAUACAACAGAGCAGGCGAAUGAGGCGGCGAAGAAGAGGAUCUACAACCUCGAAAAGCGCGUCUGGCACGGCAUUCAUGGCGAUGCCUUCAGUGCGGAGGAGAUGCAGCUAGCUGUUAAGGAGCCGGGCUGGGACGUAAAAGCACCAUUGAAAGACGUGCAAUUGGGGGCCUCUAAUGACGCAUACACGAUCCUCCAUUCUAUCCGUAGGAUUCAGCAGGACUUGAUUGACGCGAACGAAAGGAACAAAGGACUAAGCAAUGCGCUCGAGGUAACUACAACUGCCAAGGCAGACGUGGACACCAUUAUCGGCAAACACAUAUGCAACCUUAUGGUCGUCUUCCGCAUGAAUGCCAGCUUAGCCGACAAACUCGAAGCCAGCUUGUUGGAAGCCAAGCGCAACUUACCAUUUAGUAAGUAG
Messenger RNA from Dothidotthia symphoricarpi CBS 119687, 525 nucleotides. RefSeq lists its product as uncharacterized. The transcript is spliced from 2 exons. The coding region runs from base 1 to 525 and encodes 174 amino acids. The record is from RefSeq and is a predicted model, not a curated record. NCBI's taxonomy places the organism in Eukaryota, Fungi, Ascomycota, Dothideomycetes, Pleosporales, Dothidotthiaceae.